This is a messenger RNA of Anguilla rostrata (American eel), 1392 nucleotides long. RefSeq names its product histone H2B-like. The transcript has a single exon. Lineage: Eukaryota; Metazoa; Chordata; Actinopteri; Anguilliformes; Anguillidae. Gene Ontology annotation, molecular function: protein heterodimerization activity; DNA binding; structural constituent of chromatin. The record is from RefSeq and is a predicted model, not a curated record. The coding region runs from base 971 to 1345 and encodes 124 amino acids. Gene Ontology annotation, cellular component: nucleosome.
GUGUACAUAUGUAGGCGGUCCCCUAGCAGUUGUGGUUAUAUUACAUUCCCGGCAUUCAGCAGAUGCUCUUAAUUUUUUAUUUGUUGAAUGUACUGGUUUGACUUCAGAAAUGAAACUCCCACAGACAUUUGUUAGUUUACCAUUUGAGUGCAAUUAGAACCCGAACCUCUCACCCGCCCAGAGACGAACGUGGUACCAGUUGGCUAAAGGUGAAAUCGCCCUUAUUACGUAGUUAUUUAGAAAAUGAGGGUUGCGUCGCCAGUGUUUGUCGGUGUAACCUGCUACAAUGCCUUCGCUUUACUGCAGUUGUGUGCUUAUUUAGGGAACUAGCAGAGUUACACCAAUGCACCGUCGAUGCCAGUUGCAGCAAUAAUCGCUCUCCUGUACUGGUCGGCGUACUAGUAACGCCUAUUGAAGUAAUACGCAAGGCAAUACGAAAUCGAGCAGACUGAAAUAAAAUGGCUAAUUCUAGGCGAAGUUGCGAUAAAUGUUGUAUACUGAAAGGUACUUGGUACCCUUCGUGGUGUUUUUAGAAUUCCCCUUUGGGAUUAUUUGUAUCGCCUCAGUUUCGAUGGCACAAGCAGUUGCUCAAAUGUUCACGUUUUUAAGUAAACGUUUUUUAAAGCAAAUUAUUGCUCAAAGGGAGAGUGCAAUGGACUUUAGAACAUUAGUAACUGCAAUGAAAGUACAUUGAGAAUUUCUUUAACAAGAGUAAGAAAGUUAAGACACAUCGGUUAAGAAAAUGGUGGGGAGGGGGUCUUUUGUUCUGAAGAAAGACAGACGUUAUGUUUUUUUUGCCGACCCGCCGUAUUGAACCAAUAGAUUUUGAACAUAAAAUCGUGGACCAACAGCCUCCAAUGAGAAUCGGUCUGACGUCACCGGCAAAAGGGGAAUGUAAAUUUGCAUUCAUCCCCGGUCAGACGCUUUAAUUACGAGACACAAUUGCGUUCUCUCCACUCCAACGUGCAAAAUGCCUGAAGUUGCAAAACCUGCGCCCAAGAAGGGCUCUAAGAAAGCCGUGACCAAGACUGCUGCGAAAGGCGGAAAGAAGCGCAGAAAGAGUAGGAAGGAGAGCUACGCUAUCUACGUGUACAAGGUGUUGAAGCAAGUUCAUCCUGACACCGGCAUCUCUUCCAAAGCAAUGGGCAUCAUGAACUCAUUUGUCAACGACAUUUUCGAGCGUAUCGCCGGCGAGUCCUCCCGUUUGGCUCACUACAACAAGCGGUCCACCAUCACUUCAAGGGAGAUCCAGACUGCAGUGCGUCUUCUGCUGCCCGGAGAGCUGGCCAAACACGCAGUGUCUGAGGGAACAAAGGCUGUUACAAAGUACACCAGCUCCAAGUAAACUAGCAUAAGAAUUUCACCCAAAGGCUCUUUUAAGAGCCACCCACA